Messenger RNA from Effrenium voratum, 870 nucleotides. The record is from the annotation of a GenBank genome assembly. NCBI's taxonomy places the organism in Eukaryota, Dinophyceae, Suessiales, Symbiodiniaceae.
AUGACGAGUCCCAAGGUUCCCGAGGAGCAGGUCGUCGGAAGUAAAGUGGUUGAGGGGCAAUACUCAGUGCAGACCACUGAUGUUGGCGACACGCAGUCAGGUUUCACUGCUACUGCGUCCCUGGACGAGUCAGCAGUGGCCAACACGUGGCAAGGCGUGCCGGAUUUCCCCUUCGAGUUGCCGUCUGGGAAGAUGGGCCUAGGCUGUCAGCUGACCCCGCCAGUCACCUUCCCGCGAAUCAUCUCCGCAGCCGACAUCGUGGAGGCCUUUGAUGAUGCUUUUACGUGCUCGCUGCUGCCGUGGGAGGAGGAGUUAGGUUCUUUGCACACGUUCAUACUCCAAGAGUGGGGCUUGGGAUCCCAAGAAGAACCACAGAGGCGAAGGAAGGAUCGGCGAAACGACGAGGCGGCGCGAAGGGGAUUGCAGUCACUGAUCGCACCACCUGGGGACCUUGAAGGCGAAAAUCAGAAAUUUAUUUGCGUCUUCCAAGUUGGCUUGGAGGAUGAUGAGGAGUUUUGCUUGGUGAAGCGCAUUCUUGGCAAGGCCGGCAACAACAUGCGGCGGAUCGCAGAUGAGUGCAAUGCGAAGGUGCGCUUGCGGGGCAUCGGCAGUGGCUUCCUGGAAGGAUCAGAUGGCUGCGAGGCAAACAUGCCACUGCAGCUGAACGUCAGCUGCACGGAUUACUCGGACUAUGUUGCGGCAGUGGACCAGGUGGCGUCCUUGCUGAAGGACUUGUACAAGCACUACAGGCGGUACGCAAGGUCGAAGGGCAUGGAGCCCCCAGAUGUCCGGCUCAGCGUGGAUGAGGUCAGGCGCGACGACCUGCGCCUGGACCAACUGGCAGCCAAGGCGUGCCAGCUCCGCAACUGA